AUGAGUAUAACUCCAGUUUUAGAUGAAUCUGUUUUUAAAAAGUGGAAUUCUCAUUCGAAGGUAGAAAACUUAGAGAACUUUUCUUUCCCAGUGAUGAAGGGUCCUAACAAUGUGUCGGUCAGAUUAGAUCUUUUUCCCGAACAUAAAAAUCAUACGAGUAAUAUGGAAUUGAACUCAAUACAGAAAAAUAAGGAUGGCGAUUGUGAUUUUUCGAAAUGGAACGAAACAGAACAAUUGAACAAACAAGUAGUUUUUAUUAAUCCGGAAUGGGACGAAAUUGAAGAGGAAAAAGCUGGAAUAUCCUCCAUUUUAAAGAGUAUAACGCCGAAUAUAACAGAUGAAAAAUCAGUGCCAUCACAGGUGACCGAACUAGUAGUUACGGAUUCGGAAAGUGUUUCAUCGGUAACAGUAAGUUUGGAUGAAUUUGCAGAAGAGACUGAGGAUUUUGUAGCGGUUAUAUCUGAUUCGGAAGCAGAUUUUUUUCAUGCAGAACUCCUUCCUCAAGUCGAAGGACACAAAGAAGAUAAAGUAACUGAAAAAUUAUUUGAUCAUAUGCCAGAAGAUGCACUUUUACCAAGAUCCAAACCCGAUGCUGCUACAACAAUAAUGAAUACCACCGAGGUAGAUAAUUUUUCUUCUGCUCUAUUACAAAAUGAUAAUAAUAAAUACAAAAGUUCUGGUUCGAAAUCAGAAAAUAAUAAAAAACGGGAAAGCGAAAUAUUGGAAUCAUCCAAAUUGAUGAGUGCUGGUUGUUACGUUAUGCAAAAUGGUAAAAUAAAAAAACCGUUUUACAUAGUAAAAAACCCCACAUUGAGGGAUGAUGCAAUGUAUAAAAAUAUUAUAAAUAAAAAUGAAGAAUUGAACAGUAAAAAAAAUGUUAAAUUUCAUAAUUCGAGUACUAAAAAUGAAGAAGAACGAAAUAUUUUACCACUCGGGAGAAACACGGUAAAAAAAAAGGAAAAUUACAGGGAAACUCAAUUGACUGAAUUUGGGGGUAAUCAACAAUUCAUAAGAAUGGUCGAACAUCCAAAUAAAGCCAAAAAAAUAGUUGUUAAUAAAAUAGGAGAAAAUAAUAAAAUUUAUCAAGAAACUUCAAACUCUGGGAAAAAACAAAAUACGGACAUUGUUGAAGAUGUUUUUGAGGGAAAUCAAUCAUUUAAUUCAAUGGGAAAUUCCUGCGAAAGUGACGAUUUGAUGUGGUUGUUAGACUUUAAGUUGGAUGAUUUAUUUAGUGAAAGUGCUUUACCGGCUUUAUCACAGAUCGAUGAUAGUUUGGACCAAUAUUCCGAAUUCCCCGGAAAAUUCAUCGAUGUUGAUGGAUCAAUAACUAAUUUUAACGAAUUCGAUUCCGAUGAUAAAAUUAGAGUAGAAAUAGGUUGCCAAACUGAAACUGCUACAUCGAAAACACAAAAAUUUUCAAACAAUAAAAUCACCGGUGGUGGAAAACAACAGCAAAAGACUGAUGGAAAAUCGGAAUCAUCGUUGCCCAACAGAACUUUCAGCGAUUUAAAAUGUUCUGAAAAUAGAAAACCACCCUUCACCUACACCGAAUUGAUAGAAUGUGCUUUGCAAGAAAAAGGUCCUUUGACCGUAUCCGAAAUUUAUAACUGGAUAUCGGAAACUUUUCCGUAUUAUAAAUCAUGGGACGACCGGUGGAAAAAUUCCGUGAGGCAUAAUUUAUCGAUAAAUCCAUAUUUUAGAAAAGGUACGAAAGCAAGACAAGGUUCAGGACAUUUGUGGACCGUAAAUAGAUCCGAUGAUAAUUCUAAAAUAAAUAGUUGGGCAAGUAAAAUAAAUAAUUUAAUACAUAGAUUUCACGAAUUUGAAGAAUUUAGCAAAAGACUGAGGUUCACGGGGGAAACAGUUAAAAAUGAGGAGUCACCGGGGAGCGUAUCACCAAAUGGUAUUUACGAUGAAACGGAAAUAGCAACAGCAAGUAUAGAAGAUAAAGAAAACAGGAGAUUACAUAGAGAUGUUCUUAUGGCGGCUUGCUUUGAUAAUAAUUUUAUAUCUGCAACUAAUUUAAGCUUAGAACAAUCAGCCGAAGAAAUAUUAAGCGGAGUUAAAAGAAAUGUCGAAGUUCAAUAUUUAGAACCGGUUAAAUCACCUUGCGAAGAUGGUAAUUUAGAAAAAUGGGGGGGUGGGGGUUAA
Messenger RNA from Pediculus humanus corporis (human body louse), 2151 nucleotides. Its product is annotated as forkhead protein/ forkhead protein domain, putative. The coding region runs from base 1 to 2151 and encodes 716 amino acids. The record is from RefSeq and is a predicted model, not a curated record. Lineage: Eukaryota; Metazoa; Arthropoda; Insecta; Psocodea; Pediculidae. Gene Ontology annotation, cellular component: nucleus. Gene Ontology annotation, molecular function: cis-regulatory region sequence-specific DNA binding; DNA-binding transcription factor activity. The transcript has 5 exons. Gene Ontology annotation, biological process: regulation of DNA-templated transcription.